Molecule: messenger RNA, 5500 nt
Organism: Paramuricea clavata
Lineage: Eukaryota; Metazoa; Cnidaria; Anthozoa; Malacalcyonacea; Plexauridae
Source: the annotation of a GenBank genome assembly
CAAUUUCUUGACAUAACAUACUACCAAGGGAUGAAAAUUAAAGAAAUGGCAUGAAGAAUGUUGGCAGAUCGACUCACAAUUUCCCUGCCAUUCCUUUUUAGUUUUUAGAAACAUGGCUCUGUGUCAGAAAUUGCAUUGCAAUUUGCAACAAAAAUUACCUCGUGUAACAUGACUUUUAGCCUGGGGGCUUAAUAGAGGCUGGGACUAACUUUUUAAUAUUACUCAUCAUUUAAUUAAGAAGCAUUUCAAUACAUUUUACAGGUAAACCACAUGAACUGAUGUUCAAGUGUUCCUAACCCAUUUGGAAUUUUUCUAAUUAUAUAUACCAGUCCUGUAAUUUUCCUAAAACGUUGUUGCAAAUCCUUUGAAGUAAUUUGCAAUGUUCCUAAGCCAAUUAAAUGUCUCUCACUGCAGGUGCAGUUGCACUACCAUAGUAAGUAUAUAAAAAAGGGAUUAUUCAAAUUAUUAUUCAAAAUAUAAUUCCCAUAAACAUCGAUACACUGCUAUUAAUAUACAGUAUAUUAACUGAAACAGUACAAACCGGAAAGACUGAAAUUUUUUUAUAUAAACUGGGUGGGCCAGCAUAUGUAAAAGAUGUUAUAAAACCAACACAAAUAUUUGUUCUUUGUACCGGUACCAGAUUUUGAUUGUAAUUGUAAUGUCAAUUACAAAGGAAUUUACAUGCGAAAGUAAAGUUUGUAACAUGCAAAAGGAAUCUUCGGAUUCAACUUUUCUAGAAACUUUAAACAGGAAGUGAGGAAACGUUAGUUAGCUUAGGAAAGUUGUAAAUUUGCUGAAGGAAUUUGCAAAGAAAUUUUUCAAAUGUGCAAUCUUAUGUACUGUAGGAAAAAUCCAAAUGGGUUAAGAAUUAAAAACAUUGAGGAGCGCUUAAUUGAUGUAGUUUACUUGUAAUACAAUUUAUAUACAGCAUCAGUGAACGUUAUAUUAUGUUUGUGCUGUAAGUUUAUGUUGAGAAUGAUUUACUUCCUGUAAUAGUGGAUGAGUGCUAAAUAAAGGGUGGGACUGAUUUUUUCCAGCACUUCUGGAGUGGGGGCUAAGUAGAAAGGGGGGGGGGGAUAUGGUAUGUAAUGUUUAAUUUAUACUUAAUUUAUAAUGAGCAGCACCAACUGGAAGAGAAGGGAUAUAAAGGUUAUACUCUGAAGGAAGUUAUCAACAAAAUUAAAAAGCUUCGUCAGAAAUAUAAACAAGAAAAAGAUAAAGCAAAGCGAUCAGGCAAUGGUGCAUGUAAAAAGUGGAAAUUUUUUAAUGAUAUUGACUUAUUUUUGACAACAAGACACAAUGUCACUCCCCCAGUUGUUGUUGACACGAUGGCAGAAGAUAAUUCUGAGAUGGAUAAUGGACAAGUAGAAGAGUUGGAUAACAGAUCUGGUCCAGGUAUUUGAUUAGACAACACUACAGUACAUACAGUAUUCAUUACAGGAAGAAAAUAAGGGUACACUGAUUUGCCUAUUAAUUGAAAACAAUUACUUGAAAUGUCCAAAAAAUUUCUCCUUAAAGUGUAUAUGACAUGAAAUUUCUUAUUUUCUAAAAUGAGAGAACUCUUUAAGUUGUAGUGUAACUCAUUUUCCAGUUUCUUGUUUUUGUGGUUUGUUCCCGAGAUAUUUUAAUUUGUUUGAUAUGUAAAUGAGCGUGAAUAUGUCCGUUAAUUCAUGACGUCAUGUUGGUUGCAAGCUCAACUUACACUGGUUAUAAAUCUAUUAACUCUAAAAACUGUAGAUAUCAGUUCACGUUUUUCUCCAGUGUUUCAUCACAUUUACCAGUGAGUGAAGUUUGAAAUGAUCAUCUUGGAUGAUAGCAGUGAUAUCCAACCAUUUUGAAGAGCUUGCAACCAACAUGACGUCAUAAAUUAGCGGACAUAUUUGCACUCAUUUACAUAUCAAACAAAUUGAAAUAACUCGGGAACAAACCAUAAAAACAAGAAACUAAAAAUAAGUUACACUACAACUUAAAGAGUUCUUUCAUUUAAGAAAAUAAGAAAUUUCAUGUCAUAUGCACUUUAAACAGAGCAACACCUGAAAGAUAUCCAGAAAAUAAACAAUUCAUAUCUAUUGCCUUGUGGAGAACAUGCCAGAAAUUUCGGGAACCACUGAGCAUUUUAAUAAAAUUAAAAUCUAGUCGAAACAUAGAUUGAAUUUUUUCAAAAUGCUUACCGUUUUUGAAGUAACUAUUGUUUUGUGAAAAACAUCACAUAUAUUUAGUGCAAAGCUUUCAAUCCAUAAGCCUGGGUCUUCGUCAGUGCUAAUAAUAUAUUCUGAUGAAGAAUUUGGGCUUGCAGAUCGAAAAUGUCUUGGGAACAAAAUGUCUUCGGAAAUGACUCAUUGUAAUGAAUAUAAAAUGAGCUAUUAAGAUUUCCUGGAAUGUGUAAUCUGUGGUAGUAUAUAGUAUUACAUACGACACAAUCGUGAUAUAUCAGAUUUUUGUAAACAGCUGGACAUUAACCAUCUACCUAAGCAAAUCAUGAGUGACUGGGUUUCAUCAGUCUAAAGUUCAUUGCGACCAUGCCAAACCAGUUUCUCUGGGUGUCAAAUAGGCUUGGAAGCUAGUGCUUAUUUGUUUUCUAUUGUUCUCUAGCCAGUUUUGUCAGUCUGUGUAAAAUCUCAUAAAAGUUGAUUAAAUUGCACCUGAUAGGUUUUCAUUUAUAGUUUCUCUUUAUUUCAAUAAAGUUGAUAUUAUGGUUGAUAAAUAUGGUCAAGGAGAAACUAGUGUCUACAAGUGUAGAAGUUGUGAUUACGAACAGGAAAUAAGAUCUAGUGGUGUCCAUGUUUCGGAAGGUGGAUCUGUCAUGGUUUUUUCCAGUGAAGAUGAAUUCCAUUGCCCUAAAUGUGAUUCAAGUGAGAAUGAUCAGCUACCAAGCAAAUGUUCUGGUAAGAGAUGCCCAGAUAUCUAAAGCAACUAUAAAGUAAUAAUUUAUUAAAAUAUUUUAAAAACUUAUUUCGCGGACUGAUAACGUUCUGGCGAAUUUCAUGUAAGGUAUGGCAGAAACCCUUAUUUUUUACAACUCCAGUUUCAGCCAAAACUGAUAAUUUCACUAACUUUGAACUGUCAAUAUAAACAUCAAUCCUUAUUCUUUUAAAGGAAGUCAUCAUGACAGUUCUCAUGAAGGUGAUCCUGGACCUGGUGCAUCUGAAGAGCAACUAAAUAACGCAGGAAACGAAGCAAGCAAAGAGAAAACGCUAGUACUGCCAAAGAGAAAAAAGAAAAGCAAUCUGCAGCAACCGAUUUUGAAAGGUUGGUUGUAAGCAAUAAUGACGAUGAUUUUGAAAAUUGAUUCGUUAACUGCUAAAAUAAUAAUAUGAAGGUUGAAAUAGAAGCUACCGAAGGCGAAGUUACAGUACUUAAGUUAGCUUGGUGUGAAUGCUUUCUGUAUCCAACUUUAAUGAAUUAAAUUUAACAUAAUUUGAACUGAAUAGUUGAGUACGUUGGGAGAAAUGAGAAAUCUUAAACAAACGUGAUGGAUUGUUUUGACUGUAAUUGUUAAACAAGUUUGCCACAUGUUUAGCAAUGGUAAAUUACAUUAUAUUCGUUAUAAUUGGUCUAUUUUGUGAUGUGUUUUACAGUAAUUGCUUUCUUCCGCAUUUUUUGUUUUAGAUAUCAAAAACUUGAAGAAGAGCGUAUUAAGAGAGAACACGAGUUUCGGAUUAAACAGAUGCAGAUAGAAAGUGAACGGAGGAAAGAAGAACGGCAACAUGAAAUGAACAUGUUACGUAUGAUUUUGUCCCCUCAACAACCUCCACACGGUGUUUCAUCUGGUAACAAUUUCAACAAUCCUGUUUUCUACCAUCCAACAUACAAUAGUGUUGAUCCUGGCAAUGGCAAUGGCAAUGAUAUCACAUACUCAAAUGGCGACGCAACGUAUUUUAAACUUUGAAGAUAAACUUGAAUAUCAGAGUUACAAAAAUACUUAUUUUUAUAUUAAGUUGAAACUAUAUAAGUUCUUUCAAACUAUAUAAAUGAACAGGUGGACAUAGUUGAGUUUUGUACAUAUAUACUGUAUUUAUAUACAGGAGUAAAACUUUAAUAGAGUAUGUCAAACAUAAUAUUUAAUGGGGGAAGGUGCUUUCGAGUUAACGUUCUUGUGACUGCAAAAAGCAAAUUUCAUACACACAUGUCUCUCUUGUCAUCUUGAUCGUAGACUGUAAUGUAUAAUUUAUAUGUUAAAGCAUGUAAUGCUUAAGAGAAAUGCUCGGUCAAAGCACUGCGAAUCCUCUCGACAUCAGGUGCAUCAAUCUCAUCAAAUGCCACAAUUUGCUCUUCAAAAACGUUGGGCUCCUCCCAGUUGGGCAAAAAGUCAUCUUUCCGAAUUUCACAAAUGUUAUGUAAAACGCAAGAUGCAUGAACAACCUCUAUUAAUGAAGGUACUUCCAUAUCAACUCGUUUAUGAAACCUGGGGAAUCUACCUUUCCAUCGACCGAAUGUAUUUUCCACUGUCAUUCGUGCGCGGCUAAGUUGGUAAUUAAACUUUCGCUGGUUUUCGGAAGCCUCGUUUCUAGGAUAUCCCUUAAGUAACCAUGGAAGGAGGGGGUACGCUGGAUCACCCACAAGAAAUGGUGGUAUGUCCACUCCACAAAUUUCCUUUACAAGAUCGCGGGGGAAAAGUUGUUGCUCAUUUCCCCUUCUAAAAAUUGUGGAAUUUGAAAAAACUCGAGCAUCAUGCACGCUUCCAGGCCACCCAAUCACAACAUCCCGAAAUAAAUAAUUGCAAUCAGUUACUGCUUGCAUGAGAACGCUGUGAAAACCUUUACGGUUGACAUAUUCUACGUGAUUAUCCGUAGGUGCCAGUAUUGGUAUGUGUGUGCCAUCGAUUGCACCGGCGCACAUGGGGAACCCCCACCUUUCUUCAUAACCCUGAAGAACUUGAUGUAAUUCAUCUCCUUUCGGGAAAGUGAUAGCCUUUGGAAACUGCUUUAUUAUCGCGCAGCACACUUCUUUUACACACUGGCACGUAAAUGAUCGCGAUACACCAAAUAGAUUCCCGAUCGUCCUAUACUCGGCAGUGGAGGCCAGGAAAUAUAAUGUUAAGGCAAGUCGUCGCCUGGCAGAAACAGCUAUACGCAUAGGUGUACUGAUACGACAUAUAUCUCGCUCAACUUUCUCGAGGAUUAAUGAAAAAGUUUGUUUUCUCACUCGAAAAUUAGCAUACCAUAGCUCGUCACAAAAUGUUUCAUCAACCAUGUCAAACCAUAUUAACGAUCGUGGGUGCAUCCACAAAUCCCUAAUUCGUGGACGAUGUAAAUAUGCUAAUAUAGCUUCAACAAACAAAAGUCGACGUUUGUGUAUUUUAUCUCGAGGUAUUCGUGAUGAAUAAGCACAUUCUGGCCAUGUAUUCUGCACGAUAUCCCUUUUUCGCUUUAACUUCAUAAACCAGACAUAAGCCAAUCUCUUUCUCAUAUUGUUCGCCAUGUUUAAUUAAAAAGCCCGCCAAAAAACGCGAAAUUAUUAUUUUUUUGUUCAUAACCGCUAGCAAUAGCGUACGAGGGCU